AUGGCCUACCUAAGUGUUGUGGUGAUGACGUUCGCGAUAAUAGCGGGCACCGGAGCGGCGCCCAGUGAUCCAUGCUUCAACUACGAGACCAAGGCGAAGGAGAAUAAAUUCGACGCAAAAGAGAUAAUGGAUCCCGCAACUCUAGCCUGGCAUCGACCCCAGUCGGCAUCCUCGCGUCAAGAGGAGGAGCUAAUACAAAAGAGCACUCGUGCUGCCUCCAACACCACCGACCCCCUAGAGAAGCUGCGUCUGCUUUGCCUGUCCAGGGGUGCCACUGGAAUCCUGGGGCUUGGAAGAGUUUUCAGACGUAUGGAUGAUGAUGGCAGCAAACAGCUAAACAAGGAAGAGUUCGUCAACGGCUUAAAGGAAACGGGACUGGAAUUGACUAAAGAGGAAGCUGAAGACCUCUUCAAUAAAUUCGACACUGACAAGAGUGGCUCCAUUAGUCUUGACGAGUUCAUAAAACAAAUCCGUCCGCCCAUGUCGGACUCUCGACGCGCCAUUGUUGAGCAGGCUUUCAAGAAGCUGGACAAAACUGGUGACGGCGUGAUCACGGUCGCGGACAUUCGCGGUGUCUAUUCGGUCGAGGCCCAUCCAAGGUAUAUGAGCGGAGAGGAAACGGCCGACGUGGUUAUGACCAGGUUCCUGGCCAACUUCGAGGCGGAUGGAUCUACUGAUGGCACGGUAACACUUGAAGAGUUCAUGAACUACUACAGCGGCAUCAGUGUUUCCAUCGACAAUGAUUGCUAUUUCGAUCUUAUGAUGCGUCAAGCUUACAAAUUG
Iphiclides podalirius (scarce swallowtail) is the source of this 783-nucleotide messenger RNA. NCBI's taxonomy places the organism in Eukaryota, Metazoa, Arthropoda, Insecta, Lepidoptera, Papilionidae. The record is from the annotation of a GenBank genome assembly.